AUGGCGGCGGGAGCGGCGACUGCGGGCCGGCUGUUGAGGCUUCGUGCAGCCGGGGCCGGGGGACGCUGGCGUCGGCUGCGGGGCGCGGGGGUGCCGCGGGGCUUCCUGCAGCCCGCCUCGGCCGGCGAGGAUACGGCCCAGAGUCGGCGGGUGGCUCACUUCACUUUCCAGCCCGACCCGGAGCCCCUGGAGUACGGGCAAACUCAGAAAAUGAAUCUUUUCCAGGCAGUAACAAGUGCCUUGGAUAACUCAUUGGCUAAAGAUCCUACUGCAGUAAUAUUUGGUGAAGAUGUUGCCUUUGGUGGAGUCUUUAGAUGUACUGUUGGCUUGCGAGACAAAUAUGGAAAAGAUAGAGUUUUUAACACUCCAUUGUGUGAACAAGGAAUUGUUGGAUUUGGAAUUGGAAUUGCAGUCACUGGUGCCACCGCCAUUGCAGAAAUUCAGUUUGCAGAUUAUAUUUUCCCUGCUUUUGAUCAGAUUGUUAAUGAAGCUGCCAAGUACCGCUAUCGCUCUGGGGAUCUUUUUAAUUGUGGAAGCCUCACCAUCCGGUCCCCUUGGGGCUGCGUUGGCCAUGGGGCUCUCUACCAUUCUCAGAGUCCGGAAGCUUUUUUUGCCCACUGCCCAGGAAUCAAGGUGGUUGUACCCAGAAGCCCUUUCCAGGCCAAAGGACUUCUUUUGUCAUGCAUAGAGGAUAAAAAUCCUUGUAUAUUUUUUGAACCUAAAAUACUUUACCGGGCAGCAGUGGAACAGGUUCCUGUGGAACCGUACAGCAUCCCCCUGUCCCGGGCGGAAGUCAUCCAGGAAGGGAGCGAUGUUACUCUCAUUGCCUGGGGCACUCAGGUUCAUGUGAUCCGAGAGGUGGCUUCCAUGGCUCAAGAAAAGCUUGGAGUGUCUUGUGAAGUCAUUGAUCUGAGGACUAUAAUACCUUGGGAUGUGGAUACAGUUUGCAAGUCUGUGAUCAAAACAGGGCGCCUGCUGAUCAGUCACGAGGCUCCCUUGACGGGCGGCUUUGCUUCAGAGAUCAGCUCCACAGUUCAGGAAGAAUGUUUCCUGAAUCUAGAGGCUCCUAUAUCAAGAGUAUGUGGGUAUGACACGCCGUUUCCCCAUAUUUUUGAGCCAUUCUACAUCCCAGACAAAUGGAAGUGCUAUGACGCCCUUCGAAAAAUGAUCAACUACUGACCCCAUAG
Messenger RNA from Diceros bicornis minor, 1187 nucleotides. It is a transcript of the gene BCKDHB, whose product is annotated as branched chain keto acid dehydrogenase E1 subunit beta. Gene Ontology annotation, molecular function: catalytic activity. NCBI's taxonomy places the organism in Eukaryota, Metazoa, Chordata, Mammalia, Perissodactyla, Rhinocerotidae. Bases 1 to 1179 code for a protein of 392 amino acids. The record is from RefSeq and is a predicted model, not a curated record. The transcript is spliced from 10 exons. Gene Ontology annotation, biological process: branched-chain amino acid catabolic process; response to nutrient.